AUGCCGCACCCACAGCAUGGAUGCAUGGGUCCUUUACCAAUGUGCUUUGAUGGAUUCAGUUCCAUGUUUUUGUACAAAAGAUGGUAUAGGUGUUUCACUGCAUUAGAUGGUUUCUCAAUCGACUUAGGGAAGGUGGAGCGGAAGACAAACCUCACCAUUGAAGUAUUUUGGGUUGAAUAUGAUAGAAAAAAACCGGUACUCUUGACUAGUUUAUCACAAAGUUUGGCUGCAAUAAAUAAAAGGACAGUUGAGCAACUGGGACAGGACUAUGGCGAUGCUUCUUUCAGAAUUUCUCAAGGGAGCACAAAGAAAAUAAGAAAUAAAUUCAAGGAUUAUGCUACCUACAUGAAAGCUCCACAUGAUGAGAAUCCACUUUACGUGUUUGAUGAUAAUUUUAGAGAAGUUGCACCAAGUUCGUUGAAAGAUUAUAGCGUGCCUCAUCCAUUCCAAGAAGUGUUUUUUGAAAUCCUAGAAAAAGACAAGCGUCCUCGAUUCUGAUGGCUGGCGAUAGGACCUGAAAGAUCAGGUGCUUCAUGGCAUGUAGACCCUGCCCUUACAUGUGCCUAGAAUACAAUUAUAGGUGGACGCAAAAGGUAUUUCUCAUGGUGGCUGGAAUUUUAUCCACUUCUUACAGAGCAGGAGAAGCCUUUGGAAUGCACGCAACUUCCAGGUGAAACAAUAUUUGUACCUAGUGGUUGGUGGCAUUGUGUCCUUAAUCUGGAGAACUCAGUUGCUGUUACCCAGAAUUUUGUGAAUGCAUCCAACUUCGAUUCUGUCUGCUUGGAUGUGACUCCUGAUUAUCAUCACAAGGACGUGUCUCGUACUGGGUCCGUUGCCAUCCAGAAGGAUGACUUCAGAAGCCUUGAAUUGAACCUAUAUCCAUAUGCUUGUAAGAGUAUUGAGCAAUGGCAGAUCCAAAUUCUACUGUGCAGAGCACAAGAAGCUGAUAGAUGGUUUCACUACUUGAUGGGAAUGUGUUCAUUUCAUAAUCUGCCCCUCCCUUCCAAAGAUGAAAAACUCUCUGUUGGAACUGGCAGCAACCCAGUGAGUACAGAUCAUGUUUGAAUGCCAACGGAAUUAUGGCUCCAACGCCUCAAAUUCUGGUAAUCGAGCUCCGCGGAAGCAAAAUUCUGGGCAUCUUACAG
This is a messenger RNA of Nymphaea colorata (pocket water lily), 1145 nucleotides long. RefSeq names its product lysine-specific demethylase JMJ21-like. Gene Ontology annotation, cellular component: cytoplasm. The record is from RefSeq and is a predicted model, not a curated record. NCBI's taxonomy places the organism in Eukaryota, Viridiplantae, Streptophyta, Magnoliopsida, Nymphaeales, Nymphaeaceae.